Molecule: messenger RNA, 1017 nt
Organism: Epithele typhae
Lineage: Eukaryota; Fungi; Basidiomycota; Agaricomycetes; Polyporales; Epitheliaceae
Exons: 3
Coding region: 1-1017 (338 amino acids)
Molecular function (GO): protein binding
Source: RefSeq, a predicted model, not a curated record
AUGAAACCCGGGUAUCGCAAUCCGAUCCAGGAUCUCCCGCAAGAACAGUUCGAUUUCAUUUUGGUUCUGCUCGACCCUCCAGACCUGCUCGCCUGUUCUCUCGUCUGUCGCUCGUGGCAUGAAGUUGCGUCCGCACGAGUGUUCUCCCACGUCUCUUUCGAGACCGCGAAGAGGUUCUGCGCCUUCUCUACAUAUCUCGAGUCAUAUUCAAGUCUUCGUCCUCACAUCCGAACCCUUACCCUUGGAACGAAACCACAAAUCGGCGAAAAGAAGACGGCGGUCAUUUCCGUCGACGCCGUUGCCCGCAUUGUCAAACUCCUCCCUCGUCUCAGCGAGAUCAACGCAUGGGUCAUUGAGUUCCAAAUGGGUUCGCUGGAGUCCAGCGAAGAGGCCCCGCCGGAUUCACAGCCCGUACCAGAGCCCAAGCCCCUCAAACUGCUGAGGCUAGAGAAGUGCAGCGGACCAAAUCAAGACGGCAUCGAUGGGCUGUACCCGCUCCUCAAGCUACUUUCGCUCUUUCGCGUCGACACCCUCCUGCUGGAUUACGCAUGGAGGACAUCUGGAUCAUUUUACUCUCCAACAAGCGUUCCUGAAAAAUCCCUUUCCAUCCGCGAGCUUCAUUGCGACUUCGGCAGUAUCCGUGUUCUUCCUCUACUCUCCCCGCUCCUCAUUCCAGAAACUCUCAGGGAGGCAGAGAUCAUCGUUAUCGACCUGCCUGACUACAAAGCGAACGCGCGGGAAGUCUUCGAAUUCAACAAGGUCGAUAAAGUGCUCUCGAACAACCUUUACAAUCCCAGGGCGGUCAUAUUCAUUUUACCCCCCGCCCAAACCGAACUCGGACCCCUUCGUGCAACCUUUUCAAGGCUCCACGAAGCCGGCAAGCUGUUCACCGCUUACGCGCCAUACCCGAUGGAAGGUGUUGCUCACUGGAACCCCGCCCAGUAUUCUGCCGGCAUCGACAAGAUUAUUGAACGGACGCGUCCUAAGAUUCCUCCGAGGCCUGCGCUACCGGCUUGA